GACCUUCAUAGUGGAAUGCAAUAGUGCUAUUUCCCUCUGCAGCUCCUCUACUUUUUGGUGAAGGGACUCCACUCUUUCUGAAUAGCCUCUCCAGAAAAGGAAGACACUUAGGAGUCCAGAACAGGUCUAAAAAAUUAACAGUUUUACAGAAGAAAGUCAUACAGGUUUGAAACAACAUGAGGGCUGUAACUAAUGGCUGGAAAAGUCCUCUGUGAGGCAACAAAAUUGUACAACAUCAUAAACCAAUACACUCAUCUACCAAGGCUUGCAGAGAGCAACUAUCUUUGUCUGAUUGAUGCCCGUGCAGCAGAAUCAUAUAACCUCAGCCACAUCAUUACUGCCAGAAAUGCAAAAUGGGAUUCUGAUGAAAAGUUUAUUAUGCCUUUGGAUGUUGAGGUUGAAAGUAUGAGGUACAUCAUUGUUUAUGACAGCAAUACACAUUCGCUGUCAGAUUCAGGCCCAGCUAUAGACUGUGCAGACAUCUUAGAAAAAGCGAGUCAAUUUCCGAUUCAGAUCCUUAGUGGAGGCUAUGAGAAGUUUUCUGCACUCUACCCUUUCCUAAGAACCCAUAAGAUUCUUUACAAUAUAAGGGAACUGGAGAGCAUGAAUCCCUAUCCUGUGGAAAUCUUGCCAGGGAAGCUUUAUAUGGGUGAUUACAGGCAGGCGACAAACCUUCAAAUUCUUAAAGAUCUGAAGCUGAAUGCACUUGUCAAUGUCUCUGAUGAAUGCAGUCUAGUGUUUAAAAAGGCAAACUGCACCGUCUUACACAUCCGAAUUCCAGAUUCUGCAGAGGCAGAUUUGAUCACUUCAUUUGAAAGAAUGUGUGUUUUUAUUGGUUCACAUAUCAAUGCCUCCUCUUCUGUUUUGAUAUUCUCUACUCUUGGAGUAAGUCGAUGCUGUGCUGUAACAAUGGCAUAUCUUAUGCAUCAUCUCAAAUACACACUAAAGGAGGCAUGGAAUCAUAUUCAGCAGUGCAAAGCCAACAUGAGGCCAAAUCGAGGAUUUGUGCAGCAACUUUCUGACUGGGAACUUCAGACUCUUGGGAAGAGAGUGACAGAUACAUCAGAACCCAACUACUAACAAUAACCAAUUACCAGAAACAUCAUGAUACAGAAUCAUAGAUUUUUAAUUUUAAUAUAUCAAUUAGAGUAAUAAAAAAAACAAUAAAUAAACCACUCCCUAUAAACACACUAUAUAGACAAUAUUAGAAUGUACAAAACAAUGUCUAAAUAUGUGCCGCUACAAAUAGCAGUUUAUGUCAUGAGGAUGACUCUGCAUUUUCUUCCACUUUACUGUAAGCUGCUUUAAUACCAGUCAAAAGUUUUUAAACAGUAAGAUUUUUAAUGUUUUUUAUGUAAGUCCCUUCUGCUCACCAAGCCUGCAUUUAUUUGAUCCAAAAUACAGCAAAAGCAGUAAUAUUGUUAUAUAUUUUUACUAUUUAAAAUAACUGCUUUCUAUUUGAAUGUAUUUUAAAAUGUAAUUUAUUCCUGUGAUCAAAGCAAAAUUUUUAGCAUCAUUUCUCCAGUCUUCAGUGUCACAUGAUCCUUUAGAAAUCAUUCUAAUAUGCUGAUUUGCUGUUCAAGAAACAUUUUAUUAUUAUCAGUAUUUAAAACAGUUGAGUACAUUUCAGGAUUCUUUGAUGAAUAGAAAGAAAAUCAGCAUUUAUCUGAAAUGAAAAGCUUUGUAACAUUAUACACUAUAUUAUUCAAAAGCUUGAAGUCUUUUUUUUUGGGGGGGGGGGGAAUUAUAGAAAUUAAUAUUUUUAUUUAGCAAGGAUGCUUUAAAUUGAUCAAAAGUGAUGAUAAAGACAUUUAUAAUGUUACAAAAGAUAUCUAUUUCAAAUAAAUAGAUAUCUAUCUUCUAAACUUUCUAUUCAUCACAGAAACCUAAAGAAAAUUCUAAUUAGCUGUUUUCAACAUAAUAAUAAUAAUAAUAAU
Messenger RNA from Labeo rohita (rohu), 1937 nucleotides. RefSeq names its product serine/threonine/tyrosine interacting-like 1 (gene styxl1). Gene Ontology annotation, biological process: negative regulation of cytoplasmic stress granule assembly; positive regulation of intrinsic apoptotic signaling pathway; protein dephosphorylation. Gene Ontology annotation, molecular function: pseudophosphatase activity; protein tyrosine/serine/threonine phosphatase activity; protein phosphatase binding. NCBI's taxonomy places the organism in Eukaryota, Metazoa, Chordata, Actinopteri, Cypriniformes, Cyprinidae. The record is from RefSeq and is a predicted model, not a curated record. Gene Ontology annotation, cellular component: mitochondrion. The coding region runs from base 193 to 1080 and encodes 295 amino acids. The transcript has 10 exons.